This is a messenger RNA of Cannabis sativa, 1294 nucleotides long. RefSeq names its product germin-like protein 9-3. The transcript has a single exon. Gene Ontology annotation, molecular function: manganese ion binding. The coding region runs from base 459 to 1103 and encodes 214 amino acids. Gene Ontology annotation, cellular component: cell wall. The record is from RefSeq and is a predicted model, not a curated record. Lineage: Eukaryota; Viridiplantae; Streptophyta; Magnoliopsida; Rosales; Cannabaceae.
UAAUAGCUUUUACAAAUUGUGCAAUUUGGUAUGAAAAACAUUAAUUUAAUGAUAAUAUAUGUCCUUUUAUAAGAUGGGCCGUUAAACAAUCAAACAUAUAUCAAUUGUAAACUUUGAUCCAUUUAUUCAAUUAAUUCUAUUUCAAUUAUUAACGAGCAAAGGUCAUUGUUUGUGACCUUAUUUUGGUACCUUUGCCUUGAAAAUAGGCAACACAGCUACGUACAACUGUCGAGUACAAGAACAAUAUAUAUUCAUUGUGUACAUUAUGUACAUAUAAGCCGGCCUAGCUAAAGGUCCAACCUAUAGUACUCUCCUAAAAUUAUUGUUCUCUUCAUUGUAUACACCAUUCUAUAAAUAGCUUCUUUCAAAGUAUGAUUAGCAUAUCCAAAACACACAACACCAAACCAAAUAAAUAAUAAUAAUUUUGAAAGCUCUCUCAAUUGUCACAACCUUUAAUCAUGGCCUCAAAAGCAUCAUCUCCCACUUUAUUCUCACUACUCUUAAUAGUGUUCUACUUUGGAUUUCUUGAAAUGACAAUGGCUGGAGACCCAGAUAUCCUAACAGAUUUCGUACUACCAAUCAAUGCUAGCCAAGGGGUCGAUGGGAGCUUCUUCACAUUCACUGGCUUGGAAUCCUUAAUGGGAGCGGACCCGCCCGCAACCUUUAAGGGCACCAAAGUGAGCAUGGCGGAGUUUCCAGCUCUCAACGGCCAAAGCGUUGGCUGUGCCGUUCUUCAGUUCCCGCCCAUGACCGCUAACCCGCCACACACUCAUCCCCGCUCCGCCGAGCUUCUCCUCCUCACCGAUGGCAGUCUCGAAGUGGGUUUCGUCGACACAGCAAAUAAGCUUUACACGCAGUCUCUACAGGUAGGAGACAUUUUUGUGUUUCCAAAGGGAUUGGUGCAUUUCCAGUACAACUCUGAUCCUCAGAAUUCUGCUGUGGCUGUUUCGGCUUUUGGGAGUGCCAAUGCUGGGACAGUUUCUCUUCCAAACACUUUGUUUGCAUCUGGUUUGGAUGAUAAUGUGUUGGCUAUCUCUUUCAAGACUGAUGUUGAUACCAUUCAAAAGCUCAAGGCUGGUCUUGCUCCAGCUCCUAAGCACUAAGAAUUAACAACGUACGUCCAUAAGAGAAGUUCAUAUAUAUGAUCAGCUACGACUUAUUAUUGAUUUUCAUUAAGUUUCUUCUUCCUUUUAUAUGCAUGUUAUUUUUGAUUAUGUGUUUGGUUGGUUGGUUGGUUGUAGUUCCAAAUGAGUGUAGUCAAGGACUUUAUUAAGUGUUUUUUAAUAUGUGUUUA